This is a messenger RNA of Quercus lobata, 849 nucleotides long. RefSeq names its product receptor-like protein 15. Lineage: Eukaryota; Viridiplantae; Streptophyta; Magnoliopsida; Fagales; Fagaceae. The coding region runs from base 46 to 849 and encodes 267 amino acids. The transcript is spliced from 4 exons. The record is from RefSeq and is a predicted model, not a curated record. Gene Ontology annotation, molecular function: protein binding.
CUUUGUCAGUCUUAUUGUGAUUGAAAAUCAGAAAAAGAAAAAUUUAUGGAGUUGGGGCGUUUUUGGUGGUGGCCGGUGGUGUUAGUUUUGGUUCAUUUUGGUAUGAAUGGGUGCUUUGGUUGCUGGGAGCAAGAGAGAAUUGCUCUCUUGCAAUACAAAGUUUCCACUGUCAACUACACUGAUAAAUAUUUUUUUACACCUUGGGACUCAGCCGACAAAGAGAGUGAUUGCUGUGAGUGGGAAAGAGUGAAGUGCAACAUCACUACUGGCCGUGUAAUCCAACUUGCUCUUAAUCUCACGAUAUCCUAUUGGAGUAGAGAAAGUGGAGGAGGUUGGUACUUUAAUGCCUCUCUAUUUCUUCCCUUUGAAGAGCUCCAGUACCUCGAUUUGAGUGAAAAUGGGAUUCGUGGAUGGGUCCCAAAUGAAGGUUUUGAAAGAUUCUCUGCGUUGAAGAAGCUGGAGGUGCUUCACUUGGAAAAUAAUAAUUUCAAUAAUAGCAUUCUUUCAUCCUUGAGUGGAAUUGCUUCCCUGAAGGAACUAUAUUUGGGGUCCAACAAUUUGAAUGGAUCAAUGCCCAUCCAAGGUUUUGGAAGCUUAUCUUUGUUGAGCAAGCUAGAGGUGCUUCACUUGGAAAGUAAUAAUUUCAAUAAUAGCGUUUUUUCAUCCCUUAGUGGUAUUGCUUCGCUCAAGGAACUAGAUUUUAGCGUCAACAAUUUGAAUGGAUCAAUCCACAUCCAAGAAUUUGAAGAAUUUAGCAAUUUGGAGAAUCUUUACAUGCGUGGCAAUGAGAUCAAUGAAUUCGUGACAAAAAAAGGUAGGAUAGGUUGUAUAUGGAUUAAAAUCAAAUAA